AUGUUACCCACAUGCUUCACAGUAAAAUUACAUUUAUGUAGCAUUGUUUUUUUUUCCAUCUUUGCAGAAUGUAAACUUUCUCGGUCAGGUCCUCCUGCUACAAUCGUGGCCAUAGAUGAAGAAAGUCCAAAUGGAACAUUGUUGGUGGACAACAUGCAGAUCAAUGGUGUUGCUGAAGGUCCAGAUCGUACCAUCUCUCUGUCACUGAGAGACAACCACAAUUACUGGGUGAUCCUUGAUCCCUCCAAACAGUCUCUGUACCUGAACAGUACUGGACGGGUUCUGGACAGAGACCCUCCAUCCUACAUCCAGUCCAUUGUGGUUCAGGUUCAGUGUACUAAUGAGCUGAUUGGAACGGUGAUAUUACACGAGGUCCGCAUUGUUGUCCGAGACCGCAACGACAAUGCACCCCGUUUCCAGCAGCCAAGAUACUAUGUUGCUGUUAGUGAGCUGACUCCAGUGGGUACAACUAUCUUCUCCGGUUUCUCAGGGAACAAUGGUGCAACAGACAUUGAUGAUGGUCCCAACGGACAGAUAGAAUACACUAUCCAGUACAACCCGAAAGACCCGACGGCCAAUAGAACCUUUGACAUCCCUCUGACAUUGUUUGGCUCUGUAGUUCUGAGAGAAAGACUCAACUAUGAGGAGAUCACAAGAUACCUUGUCAUCAUACAGGCAAAUGAUCGUGCUCCUUAUCCCAGUGAGCGUCGGACAGCCACCACCACACUAACAGUGGACGUACUGGAUGGUGAUGACUUGGGUCCCAUGUUCCUACCAUGUACCCUUGUGGGAAACACUCGUGACUGUAGUCCCAUCACAUAUAAGGCUAACGUGCUUGAGCUGACAGAGCCGACUAAGGUGAAUCCACUCAAUGUGACUCCACCAAUUCAAGCUGUGGAUCAAGACAGAAAUAUACAACCUCCAUCUGAUAGACCAGGGAUCUUAUACUCCAUCCUCAUUGGCAAACCAGAGUCUUAUGCAGAAUAUUUCAGCUUGAACCGAAGCACCGCAGAGCUGCUGCUGCUGAAGCCCAUUGACAGGGAACUCUACAGAAGAUUUGAUCUUGUUGUCAAGGCGGAGCAGGACAAUGGCCACCCCCUGCCAGCUUUUGCUAAUCUUCAAAUUGAAGUUCUCGAUGAAAACAACCAGGCUCCCUACUUCCUGGAGACCAGUUACCAUGGAUACAUCAGCGAAGCAUCACCAGUGGGAACAACCAUAGCUGCCAACACCAGCCUGUCUGUGCUACUGGCCAUCAUAGCUCUGGAUAACGAUGUGGAGGAGACCCGAGAUCCUCAGCUCCUGCUCUCACUGGAUAGUUACUCCAAUGUUUUCUCUGUAUCAUCUGCUGGAAUCAAAAGAUAUCUCACCCUGAUGCAGCAUGUUGAUAGAGAGACAAAGGAUUCCUACACAUUCAUGAUGUUGGCAUCAGAUGGCGUCCAGCAGAGCUCUCCAGUUACUGUGACCAUAACAGUGUUGGAUGCUAAUGACAACACACCAACUUUUCCUAAUAUUUCAUAUAAUGUUAACCUGUUCACAGAUAUGAUGUCUACAGAAACUGUGUUACAGCUGUCAGCAACUGACUCUGAUGCGGGUCAAAAUGGUCGGGUCACAUAUCGGAUCUUAGCUGGUGCUCAGGGACAUUUCCUUAUAGACAGCAGCAAUGGCAAUAUAACGGUUGCUCCGGGUGUUGAGCUCACUGUGGGACGAAGCUAUGCUUUGACUGUAGAGGCUAUGGAUAACGGACCUGUACCCCACAGAAGGUCAUCCAUUACCACAGUCUAUAUUGAAGUUUUGCCUCCAAACAACCAGAGCCCUCCCCAUUUCUCACGGCAACAAUAUAACCUGGAGAUCAGUGAAGCCAUGAGGACCGGUGCAACGCUGCUUAAUCUGCAGGCAGUGGAUCGAGAGAAGGACACCAUAACCUACCAAAUCCACAGUGGAGACGUCAAUGGACAUUUUGUACUGCAGGAGAGUUUGGGGUAUUUGGUUCUGGACAAUCCUCUGGACAGGGAGUCUCAGGAUUAUUACACCCUGGUGGUCACAGCCUCAGACGGGAAUCCAGAUGGAACCUCCACUGCGACAGUGAACAUCCUGGUGACUGAUGUAAAUGACAACGACCCAGUGUUCAACUCUUCUCUUCCAGUGAACCUUACGGUCACUGAGGAGCAGGAUCUUGCAUAUGUUGGACAGGUCAAGGCAACAGAUCCAGAUCUAGGAGCAAAUGGUCAGGUCCAUUACAGGCUUGUCAACCACCAGACUCUGUUUUCCAUUAACGCCACUGGAGCCAUCAGAACUGCAGUGCCGCUGGACAGAGAGGUGGAAGGCCACUACUCACUUAUUGUUGAGGCCUCGGACGGUGCAGUGGACCCUCGGCGAUCCCGACUGACACUAUCUGUCACCGUUCUGGAUAUCGAUGACAACAGCCCGAUAUUCUCCAAGCAAACAUACAGAGUUGAUGUGCCAGAGAACAGCCCAAAAUAUACAGUUUUGUUGCAAUUAAAGGCAACAGAUGCUGACCUCAGCUCCAACCUCACAUAUCAAAUCAGAACUGAAGACCUGAAUACUGAGAUAGUGCAGCUAUUCCACAUUAACCCCGUAACCGGGGAGCUGACACUUCUCAGGGUUCUGGACUAUGAGACUCUGAGUGACCCUGAACCUUCAUACACAUUCAUUGUAGAAGCUGUGGACACAGAAGGAACCAUGCCUCCUGGAUUAGCCUCUGUUACUGUCAGAAUAAUGGACAUGAAUGACUUUUCUCCAGUAUUCAGCCAGUCACUUUAUCUUGGUAUGGUUGCUCCUAAUGCUGUUAAGGGAACCAUUGUGACCACAGUGAUGGCCAAUGACUCUGAUCCUGCGGGGACCCCAGCAAGUCUUGUUCAUUACAAGGUGGACCAGGAGGCACAUCCAUAUUCUGCUACUAUAUUUGAUGUUGAAGAAGGGACAGGACAUGUGGUUACAAGAGUAAACCUUAAUGAGGAGCCCAACUUGAAGUUCAGUCUGGUGGUGGUGGCCUAUGAUCAUGGUGACCCCGUGAAAGAAAACACAACUCUGGUAGAAAUCACCGUUCUUCAGCCAUCAGUUAUCCCUGUGUUCACCCAAGAAGAAUACAGAUUUCCCCCAGUAAGUGAGGAAGCUCCGGUUGGAACCCUGGUGGGAGUCAUCAUGGCAGCUGCUGUCAAUCAAACCAUCAUUUAUUCUGUCAUCGAAGGCAACGAGGGUGAUUUCUUUACAUUAAAUGAGACAACAGGAGUGAUUUCCACAGCCAAGCUUCUCGACUAUGAGGCCAAUUCCAGUUAUGUUCUGAAAGUAGAGGCGGACUCUAUGAGAGUCGCAUCCUCCAACCUUCGGGCCCCCUCAAAGACUAACACGGCUAAGGUGGUGAUAAAAGUCCAGGAUGAAAAUGACCACCCUCCAGUAUUCACCAGAUCUCUUUACAUUGGAGGAGUUGCAGAAGAUGCCAAAACUUUCACUUCAGUCUUGCAAGUACAGGCUCUGGACAAAGACACUGGGAACUACAGUUCCAUGAUGUACCGGCUGAUCAUUCCCCCUCCUCUUGGCAAAGAGACCAAAAACGGCAAGGAUGGCUUUGUCAUUGAGCCAUACAGUGGUGUGGUCAAGACGGCAAUCAUGUACCGCAACAUGAGGAGGUCGUAUUUUAAGUUUGAAGUAGUUGCCACGGAUAACUAUGGUCAAGGACACAGCAACAAGGCAGAGAUAGUGGUGUCAGUUGUGAACCAGCUGGACAUGCAGGUGGUGGUAUCAAAUGUUCCUCCAACUUUUGUUGAGAAAAACAAAAAGAAGCUGCUCAGCAUUUUGGAACACUAUGUCCAGGAGCAGAUUCCUGGAGCAAAGGUUGUCGUGGAAACCAUAGGUCCCCAUCGACAUGGUGAUGGAAUGGAAAAAGAAGAUUACACAAAGUCAGACCUCAUGAUAUAUGCCAUCGAUCCACUGACAAAUAGAGCUGUAGCUAGACAAGAGCUCUACAAGUUUCUGGAUGGAAAGCUCCUGGACAUCAAUAAAGAGUUCCAGCCCUUUCUCCCUCCUGGUGGGCGAAUUCUGGAAAUUCGAACCCCUGAAAUAGUGACCAGCGUAAAAAAAGCUGUGCAGAGUGUAGGCUACACAGAGGGAGCACUGCUGGCUCUGGCAGUUAUAAUCAUUGUCUGCUGUGUUCCUGCCAUACUGAUCGUGAUUAUCACCUACAGACAGCGCCAAGCAGAAUGUGCCAAAACAGCCCGUAUCCAGAUGGCGCUGCCAACAGGCAAACCUGGAGGAGGAACUGCCAACAACCUGUAUGAGGAACUGGGUGACAACAGCAUUCGGUCAAACCAUGGUGGUAGGGGGAGCGCUGGCAGUUUGGAUGAAAGCGACCGCCAACGUUUGAUCUCAGAUUUUGCCACUCGAGCAAUCGCUGCCCAUCGUCAAUGCAUUGCUAAUGGAGGAGUGCUAAACAAACUGCCCAAGUCAGAGUCAAACAUCACCUUUCUUUCUGAUGAAAAUCCCCGGACAACCAAAAACCCCAUCUAUCACGAGGAUGGAACACUGAGCAGUCCAGAGAUGCUUGGAAAAAGCCAGAGAAGAAAAGACCUUCUUGGGAAUUUAUCCCCUUCUAGAAAAGGCCUCCGAGAGGCCUGGCUGAGGCUCAGCUCACCUGGAAGCGAUGUAGGGUUUGCUGGAUAUGGCGGUAGUGAUAGUGGAUGGGGAUCUGGUGCUGGACACAGCUGGACUCUCCCAUCCAGACUACAUCGAAGGGAGAUGUACGAUGCUUUGAAGCGGCAAGUGGUUAUGGAUCCAGUGCAGUGGGAGCUGGAGCUCCUGAAGGCAGAAUUCAAGGAGAGUAAAGAUGCUGGUCUUGAUUCAGGCUUUGACCAUGGACUGGAUUCAGACUUGAUGGGAAGCCCAAGUCUGGAACCAAAGCUGACAGUAAAAGAACAAGCAAGACAGUUUGAGCAACAAGCGCUUCAGGAAAUGAGGCAACGGCAAAACAGGGAUUCCAGGGGUUCAUUAUCACCUGAUAUGUUACUGUCUGUUUUCCCAGAGACUCCUCAGCAUCACAAGCACAGCCCCACCCACAGCGCCCUGCCUGCUCAAAGCGCAGAAGGUCCUCCCAGUAUCAUUGUCACUCAUAGUGACGGAGGCACGCCUCCACCAGCUCACAAGCCAACUCCUCCUGUCCUGCGACGCUUUGGAGCAAAUUUAUCAGGAAAUCACAGUGCAGAAGAAAGACUUCAGGUUCAUUUAGAGGUCAUCCCUGAUCCUCCUUCAACACCUCCGCCUCCUCCUCCAUCUCCAUCUCCACCUCCACCACCAAUCACCUCUGCUCCUCCUCCGCCCGCAUCUCCCUCUUUAAAUCAACCUCUCACCUCACCUCCGUCCUCCCCUGCUUCACCUCUCUCUGGCCAAAAGGGGGUUCCCCCUCCACCUGUCCCUCCUCCACCCCCACCCCCACCGCCACCACCUCCACCUCCACCUCUGCCCCCACCUGUGUCUCCUUCACUCCUUCGUCCAACCACAUUUGUCCUCCCAUCUCUGGCAGAGGUACCAGCUCUGCGACCCGUGUCUCUCCGGCCUCCACCACCACCCCUUCCUGUGGAUCCUGAACCUCAGCGUAAAGAACUAAAAGGAAUCUUAAAGAACAUCCAAAACAUAGCAGACAUUGAGAAGUCGGUUGCCAACAUGUUCAGCCAGAUAGAUCAGAAACAGAUUCCAUUAAAGAAAGUCAUGAAAAGUCGGGCUUCUGUGGAUUCCCUGGAUUCACUUGACUCUUUGGACACAUCAGCCAUUGGAGAAGGAGAGGGAGGAGAGCAAAGUAGGGAACAGCGUGGAUACGGACAGCAUGAGACACAACAGCUUUUAAGACCCUCUCUGCUCAGACCAGAGGAGUUAUCAAUGGAAUCGGGCAUUGAUCCUGGCCAGGACUACUACACUCAAGAUUAUUACAACUAUGAACAUGGGUCAGUACACGCAUAUUGCACAGAGCAGUAUGAACUUCCUCAGUAUGGAAGUCGCAGAAAGCUGAUCUCACCCGCCGGUCUCUAUGAUGAAUAUGGAGAAGUGAUUGUUGAUGACGAUGGUAGCUACUACUACAGCCCUCAGGAGUCUGAUGGAGAGGUGAGGAGACAGUUUCAAGGAGACAGAUCAGCCCCACACCCUGCCUCCAACAAACCCCAUCCUCCGCCUGUUGCACCUCUGACCAAGGCCCCGGGGCCUUCCACAGCCGGGGGUGACAAAACACAAGAAGGCAUUCCAACUAAACCUAAGGGCUCAAAUGCAGUUGCCAGGUUGAAGGCCAUAAUGGGAAUGAGUACUCCGCUGUCCCCGACUGGUAAAACAUCAGCUCAGCGCCCUGCCGUCCACCCACCAUGGAGCAAAGCCAGAGUCGGACCAAUGGAAGAGAGGAGUGCACUGGCAGGAAGAAGAGCAGAGGGAUCAAAUAUGGGGCUGGGGGCAGGGGAGCCAGCAAACAGAGGAAAUGAAAAUGGAAUGAGAGAUGAGGCAGUAGAAAGAAGGGGGGUAGGGCGAGGAAGAGGAGAAUUGGAGACAUGGGGAAGGGGUGGCAGAGGCAGCAUAAUGAAUAAUGGGAUGAGAAAUUUAGCUGGAGGAGGCGUCGGGCCAGAGCACAGGGGAAAGCUCCCUGGCUUCACUGGACAGUAUUUCAGUCUGGAUAGCGGCAUGAUCAUUGAUGGGAGUUAUUUCCAAACAUCAGUUGAAGCAAGUAAACCCCCUCCAGUGAAACAAAAGCUGAGCGAAGCCCUCAGUCUUAUCUCCUUAGCCAGAAGGCUCCAGGGACCUGCGAGGGUGGGAGAUGAACAGAGGAGCAAUUGUAAAUGCUGGGACAGUGGAAAGGAGAACAGCAGGAAGAUGUACCGCUCCGUAGGAGAUAUGAGUGUUUCUGCAUCGGUGUCUGCCAGAGGAGAUCAAGGCACGAGGUGGGGCGUAGGAGGGGAGAUUAGUGACAGUGUGACUGAGCAAAGUGAUUCAGAAAUAGGAAGUGGCAGCAAAGAAUCUCCAUCAGAACUUAGUGUUUCUAACAGGAGCAGCCCGACCCUAUCUGUUGCAGCAGAAACUGAAACAAAUGAGUCUGACUCUGGAACAGAGAGUGAACAGGGCUCUGAGUCUGAUGGCGAGUCAGGGGCAGAGACUGAAGAUGAGGCGGCUGAAUUAAACAGAAGAGGCUCAACAAUUAGCAGUCAUAACUCUCGGAGUAAACACAGGUUUAGCCAUAAAAGCAGCAGCAGUUGGGGCAGCCACUCAAAAAGCGGCUCCCGACACUCAGGUUCCACAGUUUCCAGGUCAAGGCCCAAAUCCUCGGCCAUGAUUAGACAACCGAGCUCCUCUCAUGAAACAUCAGAGAUAGAGAGCGAAGAGGAAAGCGAGGAAGAGGAGAGGAAAAGCACAGCAAAAAGCUCUGGGGUGAUGAACACCCCGGAUGAUUUGUCGCCCAUCAUGGCGGACACUGACGAGGAUGAGAAAAGCAACACCCACAGCUGGAAAGAAGACGAAGAUCAGGAAGAUGAAGAAAUACAGGGGGAAUUGAGGAAAUGA
Molecule: messenger RNA, 7542 nt
Organism: Menidia menidia (Atlantic silverside)
Lineage: Eukaryota; Metazoa; Chordata; Actinopteri; Atheriniformes; Atherinopsidae
Source: the annotation of a GenBank genome assembly